This is a messenger RNA of Trichoderma asperellum CBS 433.97, 963 nucleotides long. RefSeq lists its product as uncharacterized. The record is from RefSeq and is a predicted model, not a curated record. Gene Ontology annotation, molecular function: glyoxalase III activity. Gene Ontology annotation, cellular component: cytoplasm. Lineage: Eukaryota; Fungi; Ascomycota; Sordariomycetes; Hypocreales; Hypocreaceae.
GACAGCUCUACAUCAAUACAACAACAACUACAACAACUUCAAUUAAACAGCACACUCAGCCUGCAACACUUGCAACUCACAACACUCUUAUACAAACAUCAUCCUUUUAAAUCUUCAAAACAACAAACUCAUCACAAUGGCUCCCAAGAAGGUCCUCGUUGUCCUCACCUCCCACGACAAGAUUGACGCCAUCAACAGGCAAACCGGCUGGUACCUCCCCGAAUUCGCCCACCCCCACCACAUCCUCUCCGAGCACAACGUCCAAUUCACCGUCGUCUCCCCCAAGGGCGGCGCCGCCCCUCUCGACCAGGGCUCCAUCGAGCUCUCCAAGGAAGACGCCGUCUCCAUGUCCUUCUUCGAGAACCAAAAGGCCCUGUGGGAGAACACGGCCACCAUCAAGGAGUUUCGCGGCCGCGCGGCCGAGUUCGACGCCAUCCUCUACCCCGGCGGCCACGGCCCCAUGUACGACCUCGUCGACGACGCCGACUCCAUUGCCCUGAUUGAGGAGUUUUACCGCGCCGGCAAGGUGGUUUCUGCGGUGUGCCACGGCACCAUUGCGCUGGUCAACGUGAAGAUUGAUGGCGAGCACAUCAUCAAGGGCCGGGAGAUUACUGGCUUCUCCAACGAUGAGGAGGACUUUGUCAAGCUGACCAGCGCCAUGCCUCUGCUCGUUGAGGACAAGGUCGUUGAGGCUGGUGGGAAGUUUGUCAAGGCGGAUAUCUUUGGAGACAAGGUGGCGGUUGACGGUCAGUUUGUUACUGGCCAGAACCCGGUUUCGGCCACGUCUUUUGCCAAGGCGCUCGUUACUGCCAUUGGUGCCUAAGCUGGUGGAUGGAAAUCAUUGUAUCGCAUUCAGUUGUUGUUGCCUUAGAUCGCUUGUGAUGGACUAGAAAAUCGCUUAAAGUUUUUGCUUUUAUUUCACUCUCAACCCUGAAACUGAUGCUUCUCAAUCGACUGCUUUUU